AUGGUAGCCAUCCGCAUCUACAGGUUCCAGAAAGAAAACCUCAAUAUCCCCGCUCACCUCGAAACAAUCAUACCAGCAGAGCUCCGCACCGCAUUCUAUCGCGCGCGAUACAUAGCUGGACAAACCUUUCGAAAUUUGGAGUAUCUCGAAAUAUGCCAGGCAAAUCGCUACCAGGCAAUGUGCCCUCGCACAAGCGUAAACUACUAUAGCCAUCAAGUGUCUGUCUUACGUCUCUUCAGCUGGCGUCAUGAUUACCACUGGAGGAAUCCAACUCUUGCUCCAACUGAGAAGCUCGACCCAGCCAUUCUUUGCUUUCACAUAGAUCAGUCUGCGUACCAGAGCUAUCAGGCAAUCUUUGCUAAAUACCAAGAAGCGUUCAUGUCUGGCCACUUCCUGGCGUGGCAUAACGUAAAGCGCGCGGUGGAGGCAACAGCCGCCAAGUCUAACCUGAGCGAGAUGGAACAACGAAUGUGGAACCAGUUCUGGCAUGUCGGCUUUCUGGGCGAGAUGCAGAAAUGGGAGUCUCGGGCUAUGGCGCUUGCUAUCCCUUCUUGGGAGGAGAUUGUCGACGAGCUCUACAAUGCGAUCCUGGAAUGUGUCGAGGGAGCAGAGGAUAUGCUGGCCAAUACUGCCCAUGGUAUUGCUAGCGGAAGUAGCUCUUGA
Messenger RNA from Aspergillus pseudotamarii, 663 nucleotides. RefSeq lists its product as uncharacterized. The transcript has a single exon. The record is from RefSeq and is a predicted model, not a curated record. Lineage: Eukaryota; Fungi; Ascomycota; Eurotiomycetes; Eurotiales; Aspergillaceae. The coding region runs from base 1 to 663 and encodes 220 amino acids.